CGGAGGGAUUAUAAGCAGCAGUCUGUCCUACAGCAGCAACUUGCCUCUCAUAUAUCCAACAGCCGCUACUACAGCACCUACACCGGGCAGCAGGAGUCUAACGUGGCUCCAUUGUUGGGAAAGAUGCGGCUGAUCCAGAACAUGUGCACUAUCACGGAGUACCCACCGGGCACCCACACGGAAUGUGCCAGCAGCAGUGCGGGCACCGCCUCUAGCCGGGUCAUCAAGAUCGCUGUGGUCGGGGGCAGUGGCGUGGGCAAGACAGCCCUGGUGGUGAGAUUCCUUACCAAGCGCUUUAUUGGCGACUAUGAAAGAAAUGCAGGAAAUCUGUACAGCAGACAAGUGCAGAUCGAUGGAAUGAAUCUUGCCAUCCAGGUUCAGGACACACCAGGAGUACAGAUAAAUGAUCAGAAUCUGGACUCUAAUGAGCAGCUCAACAAAUCCCUGAGGUGGGCCGAUGCUGUUGUGAUCGUGUUCUCCAUCACAGACUGUAAAAGCUUUGAUCUUAUCAGUCGCCUGCACCAGCACGCCCGGCAGCUUCACCCCGAUAACAGAAUCCCUAUUGUCAUUGUCGCCAAUAAAGCAGAUCUGCUGCACCUGAAACAGGUGGAACCACAGCAUGGACUUCAGCUGGCCAACAUGUUGGGUUGCACUUUCUAUGAAGUGAGUGUUAGCGAGAACUAUAUCGAUGUGUACAAUGCUUUCCAGGUACUGUGUAAAGAAAUCAGCAAGCAGCAGAACACAGGAACCCCUGAAAGGCGGAAAAACUCGCUUAUUCCACGUCCAAAGUCACCAAACAUGCAGGACUUAAAAAGGCGUUUUAAGCAGGCAUUAUCUGCCAAAGUCAGGACUGCCACUUCCGUCUGAAGAGUGACUCCAAGCGUUGGGUCAGUUGGAUUUUCUAAGAAAAGAGCUCAUGAAGUUGCUGGUUUAGAAUGUGUAACUUUGGCAUUGGCGACUCUUAGGAAGCGCAGCAAUGAAGAUGGUUAUGGAUCAGUGUCUGCAGAGCGGCUCUGCAGCGUGGCGAGGUGAAGGCAACUAAAAGUGAUUAUGGGACCGUGAGAGUCCACAGAGAACAGUCACUGAUUGCAACAGUCUCUUGUGUUGUGGGAAGUGCUGGCAGUGGACUGGCAUUCGAUGCAGUAAUUGUAUUCUAGUGAUUGUGUUCAAGCUCUUUCUGCGACAGUGUAGCAUUUUCCUUAGUUCUGUUAACCUUUUGAGUUCUGGGGUAAUGUGCAAUGCAUUGAUCUUAAGUACAUAUGGUUAUUGCUGUAUGUGAAAGCAAACCGAAACAUGUCUUUUUAUUCCUGCUUUUAACUGUAUUUGCACAUUGGACUUAAUCACCUGCAUUCCCACCAUCCACAGAAUCUGCCCGUUGUGCCAUAUGGAACCAUUCUGUGGUUGUGCUUAGCAUUUGUGUCUUGGAUCCACCCUGGGGCGUUGUUGGAACUCCAUCCUUACAGUGUAUAGACUAUAAUAAAGGCAGCACCAUUGUUUCUGGAGACAUGCCAAAGCCACAGUCUCCCUCUCCCUGGAGACUUACAUCCUGGCUUGUGUAUUGUAUGAAUUGCACUUUAAAAGCCACUUGUGCUUUCUGCUUUGUAAACAGUAAUUUAUUUAUUUUAUGUACAAUAAACCUCCCUUUGGGACUACCUUUUUAA
Messenger RNA from Xenopus tropicalis (tropical clawed frog), 1661 nucleotides. RefSeq names its product RAS like family 11 member B (gene rasl11b). Gene Ontology annotation, molecular function: GTP binding; G protein activity; GTPase activity. The record is from RefSeq and is marked provisional. Lineage: Eukaryota; Metazoa; Chordata; Amphibia; Anura; Pipidae.